Exaiptasia diaphana is the source of this 803-nucleotide messenger RNA. RefSeq lists its product as uncharacterized. Lineage: Eukaryota; Metazoa; Cnidaria; Anthozoa; Actiniaria; Aiptasiidae. The transcript has 6 exons. Bases 15 to 557 code for a protein of 180 amino acids. The record is from RefSeq and is a predicted model, not a curated record.
CAUCGAGCGAGAAGAUGGCGGCUGUAGUGGGAAGAUUUGUGAAGUUUUCCCUUCGAACUUCGCCAUCUCUUCCCAGAUUGUCGAGAUGUUUUGGCUCUAUUGUUAAGUAUCAAGGUGAAAGAAUAGAAAGCCGGGGUGCCGUCGUCUCUUGCCAGUCGUGUUUGCGGAGAUGGCAGUCUACAGAAGGUGUCACAUAUGAUGAAAGAACAAAAAUAAGAACGUGGUUAGAUAAGGCAAAAAACGCAAACUGGUUAUCUCGGUGGAUUAACGACGUCGACGAAAUAGAGGACACAAUGAUGUCAGAAGAGGAAAUUGAGGAAAGAGAGAAGCUCAUACAAAAAAUGACUGAAAUGUAUUUUGACAAUCCCUCCAAGAAGUGGGAUGCAUCAUUCUUUGAAGAAAUUUUCAACACAUUAAUGAAGUAUAAUGACAGGGUUGGUUCUGAAAUCUUUUUGGAAAUGAUGAGAGAAAUGCAAGUAGAUGUGAAUCAACAGCUUAUUGAGAGGGUUGAGACAUUUGUGAAGAAAUCCAAAGAUGCAUCUUGGUUUGAAGAUUAGAUUUUAACAAAGUGUUGUCUUUUUGUGACAUCUGUCUUCCUUGUAAAUAAUUUGAGUUUAGAAUGACUAGGAAGAAGAAGCAGUGUGCAUGCUAUUAAUGUACUAUAAUAAUACAACAGUUUGAGACUGCUUAGCUUUAACAAUCAUUGGACUAGGGAUGGAAUUAUUUGACAUUUUCACUAAAUAGAAGUCCCUUGUUCAUAUUUUUUAUUGUGAUGACAAAUUAAAACCUUCUAUCAUAAGGUA